GGAGGACGGAGGAAGAGAAGAGGUACAGGCACAUUACCCCAGAUGAAUCACAGCGAGGACUCCUUGCUCUGAGUGAUAGUUUUUGACCUGAUGUUCGGUCUGGACUUGUGCCGGUCUGUCUGGAGUGAAUCCAUCCUGUGGGUCCCCUGUUUACACCUUUGGUAGAAGCUGUGGAUGCCGGGUGAAAGGCAACAUGAUUGACUACGAGCGUCCCUCUCCAUUAGGCUUCGGGCCGGCUGGGGGGAGGAGGGGUGUGUUGAUUCCUGAGCUCCCGACGCACACAUACACACACACACUGACAGCCAUGCCUCAAAGAUACUCCCACCAGAGGAGGAAAGCCAGCACAGCAGCUGCUAGGAGGAUGGAGAGGAGACGCAGGGACCAGGGGAAAAGCAGCAACAACAACCCAACCAGCAGCCACAACCACCGCUCCAAGAAGCUGGCCAUGCUCUCCAGGUCUCUGAUCCUGUGUCACUCCAAGACAAACGAUGACUGUGCAGAAGAGUGGAAUGGUGGGGAAGUGUCCGAUGGGUGCAGGACGUGGGCUCCAACCUGGGGGACAGACCUGACCGCAGGGGAUCAAACAGGGUGCAGAGAUACAGAGAAUGGACACUGCAGGACAACCCAGCAAUUAGCCUUGGAGAAAAGAGGAGGCAGUAAAGCAGAUAAUCAGCUGCAUCAUACCACCACACUCAGGGAGAAUAAACGGAGCAUACGGAGGUCCUUCAGCAUCAAGGAGAGUAGUAUCUGGAGGAUGUGUGUAGCCACAGGGCCUGCUGAGGAGGUGUGUGGACCACAAAUGGCUGAUAACAGUGUCCAGACGGAGGACAAAGACACUAAUGUGGAGCCAGGGAGGAAUGGAGGGAACCCACACAGAGGCUGCAGCUUCCUGAGCCCAGACAAGCUGGCACCCUUUAACGGACAGUUUCUAAAUGGCAGUAGUUGGAUGGAGGGGGAGGGAAUGAGGAGUGUCCACAUUAAAACCUAUAGUGAGGACACUUCCACACGUGAGGACUCUCUCCAUUCACACAGUCUGACCACGAGCCCCAGACACCCGGUUCUCAUUUCCCCGUCUGAUCCUCUAUCAUUACCUGGGUACACAGAUGAAGAACUUCUAGGCAACAACAACCACCUCAAGUUACCCAUCCCAGAGGUGAAUGAGGAGAAAUGCUGGGAAACAGAAAAGACUGGGCAGAGCACACCAGGACAGACCACCAGCAACCGGACACGGUCCAAUUCAACCAGUGUUCAUCCGUACUGGAUUGGGGAUUUGGACAGCAUCAUCAUGAAGACUCCAGAGCUAUAUACCAGUCAUCCUCAUGGGAACGGUGGUUUAUAUGGAAACAGGAAGUCUCUGUCCCAACAGCUGGAGUUUCCUCACACCAUCACACAGCCUGUGCACCGUCCCUCCCGCUCCCUCAGCUCUGCCCAGCUGGUUCACUCCUGCAGCAACGCGCAAGCCUUCAUCAUCUGUAAUAUUGUGCUGAUGAAGGGCCACGGCAAGGGUCUGGGCUUCAGUAUCGUGGGCGGGAGGGACAGCAUGUAUGGACCAAUGGGGAUCUAUGUCAAGACUAUUUUUCCUGGAGGAGCAGCAGCUGCUGAUGGACGACUGCAGGAGGGUGAUGAGAUCCUGGAGCUGAAUGGAGAGUCUCUACAUGGUCUGACUCACGAUGAAGCCCUGCACAAGUUCAAACAAAUCAAAAAGGGUCUGCUGACUCUGGUGGUGAGGACCAGCCUACGGGUGGGGGCCCUGUGUGGUCAGGCGCAGGUGGCUCAGCUGUGCAGGUCGCGCUCCCUCAGCUCCACCACAGGCAUGGCCAGGGUCAGCGCUGACAUGGGAGACUACAACUACCUGAGCAACACCUGCGGUAACACCCUGAGCGUCCCGGGUCAGCCUGCUAAACCGAGAGAUCGCGUCAUGAUGGAGAUCGUCCUGCAGAAAGAGGCUGGUGUUGGUUUGGGUAUCGGACUGUGCUGUGUUCCAUCCGGUGACGGAUGCCCUGGGAUCUACAUCCACACCCUGUCUCCUGGAUCAGUAGCACAUAUGGAUGGUAGACUCCGGUGUGGAGAUGAGAUAAUGGAGAUCAAUGACACUGUGGUGUACAACAUGGCACUGAAUGACGUCUACACAGUCCUGAGCCAGUGCACGCCAGGUCCAGUCCACAUCAUCAUCAGUCGCCACCCCGACCCUAAAGUAUCAGAGCAGCAGCUAAAUGAUGCUAUUGCUCUGGCAGUGGAAAACAGCAAACUCAGAAAGGAUAAAAGCCAAUGGAGUAUUGAUGGACUUCGCAGACCAGAGUCUUGCUCUCACAGUCGGCAGAGAUGCGAGCACUGUCUAGAGAGGAGUUUCAGUCAGCUCACAGUCCGACGAGCACAGAAAACCAUGACACGCUCCUGCAGCGACAACACCAACAGCCACCACCACCACAACCGCUGCCUCACCAUCCACAGCCUCCACAACGCACACCAUAACCCAUCAAUCCGCGUCCACAGCCUCGAUGCACCAAAGUCUAUGACGGACACAUGGUCUGACAACAGACUAUCAGCACCUGUGUAUCCUGAUGAAGACUACAACAUCCCAUACAACUCUCCUGCUGCCAACCUCUCCAGUCAGCAGGCCUUGGAUCUGGCCUUCAGGGGCAACAAGUCCAACUGCAGGGUGCGUGCCACUCCACGUCGGUACUGCUGGCCUCAGGAUGUGACCAGUGAGGAGGGUUAUAAUGGAGACUCCAGUGGCUCCAGUAGAGGAUCCCCAGUUAGAGACGAUGGACUGGAGCCCUCAUCACAAGUUAGCUGCCAGCAGGAAGGAGAACGAAUAAGAGAACAGUCAGAGGGGAGCAGAGAAGAUUUCACUCAUCCAGAUUCUGCAACCUGCACCGACGACAGACUACAUAUAGGUGAUUCAUCAUCAGUGCUCUGCUCACAGCCAAAGAGAGGAGCUCUGAGGAGACAGGCUCGGGUUGAACAACAUAACCAAGAGCAGCUUCAGGAUCCCUGGGUUCGCCUUUCAGACAGCUCCCCCGAAGAACUGCCUGAGAUACACCACCAACACACUCCAGACAACAAACAGCCUGUUGUUAACGUCCACAGCAAGCCUGCCAAUAUGAGUGACGAAGAGAACGCCACCGAGAUCAACGGCACAGCCACAGAUGUGACUUCAGAUCCUCAGCCCGACACGACUCCUGAAAACUCAUCUGAAGCUCCUUCAGAAUCAAAGAAAGGUCCUCCAGUGGCACCCAAGCCCAUCUGGUUUCGCCAGAGUCUGAGGAAAAUUAGAGACGAGCAGGACCAGAAGAAGCGAGUUAAGCCUGCAGAGCCGAGACCCGCGGUGGGUUUCAGAAGCUUUGGAGCCAGAUCCGCUUCAUCUGGAGCCAACCUGUCAAUCAAACAAAAGAUCCACUCGUUUGAGACUUUUUCAACUCCAGAAGAUCCAGAGAAGGUGGGGAGCAGGAGGCCUGUGGCCCCGUCCACCUCCCUUCCUCUGAUGGAGAAGGAGUCCAGGAGUCACCCUUCACCUUCACAUGAGGACUGUGGGAACAGGAAGCAUGAAAUCCCCAAAGAGAUCCAGUCAAACCAGUCUGCAUCUGUUCAGGAGACAGACAACACCAUCACUGCCAUUACCUCCACCAGACCUGAGACGUGUGAAGAUGAUCCUCCCUCCAUCCAGACCCCCGCAGAUCCCCCAGCCUCCGACACCAUCAGCAGCGAUCUAGACUCUGAGAUCAACGAUUCUCAUUCAGCUCCAGCCCACGACGACAACGUCUUACCAUCCAAACAGGAGUCUGAACUAGAAAGAGCAGAUCUCAGCGACCCUGUGACGUCUCCAAGAUCCAAUCAAGACGAAGGGGAAAGUCGUCCAGAGGGGACAGAGGAGGAAGGAGAACCAAGACAAGGAAAUCUGCAGAGCACAACCAUGAGUGCUGGUCCACCUGCAGACAGUAACUCCCGAGAGAGAGGCCUGGAGGGAGAGAGUUUAGGGAAAAUUCGCUUCAGUAACCAGGUUUCACAAGCACUGAUGCGCUCUCCACCCGGGUACUCCAGCCACGGUAACCAGCAUGACCCCUCUGCAGAUUUAACUAACCCUGAGGGGUCCGAACCUGCUGGGGACAGUACAGACAGAGGAUUCUCCGUCAGUUUGGCCACACUGAGAGAGUGCACCAUCGAGCGAGGGGAGGGUGGAUCUCACAACGAGGCGGGAGUCACUUCUGCUUGUGCUCACUCUGUCAUCUCAGCCAUCCCUUCACAGGAAGUACAGAGGCUGAUCAAGGAAGUUACAAGUCUGGACGAAGAGACUCUGAAGCAACUGGUGGACAUCCAUGUUGUGAUUCUGCACAAAGAGGAAGGAGCUGGGCUCGGCUUCAGCAUCGCUGGGGGGUCUGACCUGGAGAGCAAAGCUCUGACAGUCCACAAAGUGUUUCCCAGCGGCCUGGCGGCUCAGGAGGGAACCAUUCAGAAAGGAGACGAGGUGUUGUCUAUAAACGGACAGACGCUACGCGGCGUCACGCACGCCGACGCCACCACCGCUCUGCGUCAGGCUCGCAACCUGAAGCUGGCCGUGGUGGUCAUCUGCAAGAGAGCGGAAGAGGAAGGAAGAGAGGGAGGAGGCUGCAAGAGCGAAGAGCCCAACCCUGCAGUGGAGGAGCAGGGAGCUCCGGUGAGCGUGGAGCUGGAGAAAGGAGCCGGAGGAGUCGGGUUUACUCUGGAGGGAGGAAAAGGCUCGAUCCACGGAGACAGACCUUUAGUCAUCAACAGGAUCUUCAAAGGUGGAGCUGCAGAGCAGAGCGGUCUGCAGUGUGGAGAUGAACUGCUGCAGGUCCAGGGAGUCAGUCUGCAGGACAUGACGCGGUUCGAGGCCUGGAACAUGAUCAAGGCUUUACCCGAUGGACCCGUCACGGCGGUCAUCAGGAGGAGGCAGGGGGGCACAGAAUGAGACAUAGCUGCUGCUGGAAAAUACUCACAAAAGAAAAGAAAAGAAAGAAAAGAAACAGUAGCACUUAAGGCACACCAACGUUGGCCUUCUGACUAUCUCCUAGAAAUCCGUUAUCAGCUAGUCUUUCUUAUGUCAAGAUUAUUAAAGGGUCAGCUCACCCAAAACCAAUCCAAUCCACAUCUUCUCACUUACACAUUACGGUAUGUAGCCAUGCAGACAGCUUAUGUAAUCCGCACAUCUCACCAUCAAUAUUUUUUUGUAUCUUCAGUAGAAAGAGGUUUCAGUGAUCGCUCUAUAGUUUUACACAGAGUCAGUGUCAUGCUCACAAAUACAAAAAUCAUGAUCUCAAGUAAACAAAAUGUGUGCACAGAUUACUAAUUAUUGUCCUCCAAUGACUGAAUUUGUUGCUCUUGGAUCAAAUCCAAAUAAAUAAUGUGGAAAACAAGCUAAAAUCCCUAAAGUGUAUCCCUGCAUCUGACUCAAAACAGACAGCUCAUUGGUUCAUUUUUCCUACACAAGAAUUAAAAUAACUUGUCAGGCAUCAGAAUCAACAUUCACAGUUCAUAACAACACAAAGACAAGUCAUCCAACAGUAAAAAUCUUCAAUGUUAAGUGUAAAAAGUUAAAAAGAGGUUAUGUCAUGACAUCUUAAUUAAAAUAUUAUAAAAGAUAUAAGAAUAAAAGAUGUUUUCUAUGGCCUUAUCCUGGUCAGGAGGACUCUGUAACGCCGGCUGUUUGAUCACAGAGGCCUUCCUAGUCACUGACCUGAUGUACAACCUGUUAUCUUACUGUUCUGUCUGCUAAUCUGAGAAGGUUCUGUCUUAUCUGGGCUGCACACUAGUGAAACAGCAUCUAAUACAGCAUCACAACUGCACAAAAAAAGUGUUGACAGGACAUCGACUAAUGUAACAAAUGUGAUAACCAACUAUUAAUAUGAAGGUACCUUGAAGAUUAUAUUGUCAGGCCAUGGACAAUAUUAUCUGCUUGGAUUUCAAACAGAUUUCCUUUGAUUUAGAUGGCAGCAAAUGUUAACAAUAUGUUUAAUGCAUAAAAUUAAGUCAUUCAAGAGCAUGAAAUAGUAAUUUGUGCACAAACUUUUUUCUUCUUGAGGCUUCUUUUCUCUCUUAUUCAUGUUUGCUCUAAUACAAGGAGGUAAAUACAGUUGUCUCCUAAAAUAUAUGACGUUUAUAUAUGUCAAAACUAUGAGCAUAAGAGACUGUGCAACCUCCUUUAAAAAGCACUGUGUAAAAAAAACACAAUGUUAUCUGCAGCUUUAGGUAGAAAUACCUAGAAAAACCUGACACUGGACUUAAAAACAAAUCCAUCACAGUAUGAAACAGCAGGCCACCAAUCAGGCCAUGUGAGCCACUUAACAUAUCAUGAAAGACAGAUUUUAGCUAAUGUGAGGCAGGUGGUCCACCCCCCCCCCCCCAUCCACCCCCCGCCCCCUCCUCUCGCUCGCCGCAGCAGCUGCCUGACAGAUCAGUCUGAUUCAGUUCAGACAUUUGCACAAAUCUGAAGGAGAAGGGAAGAACUACAGGAGAUCGGUACAAUAACAAACCUGUACAGAACAAUUCAACCCAAUACAAAAAUCCUGUGCUGCUGUUGUCCUUGACUGAUUAAAAUUGUGACGUGUUUCAAGUACAGGUGUUGUUUUUAAUGUUCCUGUAUGUUUGGUCUAUAAUGAGAAGAAAAACAAAUAUGCAGUCACAUGUAAACAAAGAGAAUCAUAUAUAUUUGAGUCGAUUUUUCUCAGCAGUGGUACUGUAUGUAUAUAUAUAUAUAUAUAUAUAUAUAUAUA
This is a messenger RNA of Lates calcarifer (barramundi perch), 6731 nucleotides long. RefSeq names its product interleukin 16 (gene il16). Gene Ontology annotation, molecular function: CD4 receptor binding; cytokine activity. NCBI's taxonomy places the organism in Eukaryota, Metazoa, Chordata, Actinopteri, Centropomidae. Gene Ontology annotation, biological process: leukocyte chemotaxis; induction of positive chemotaxis. The record is from RefSeq and is a predicted model, not a curated record.